AUGAUGGCGGCGUCUUCGAAGAUGGUGGUGGUUUCAACCACGAAUUCGGAUCUGCCGCGGAGAGAGUCUAUAUGUUCCCUCUCCACUCUCAUGGCUGACAACGACGACGACCAUCACAAGCAUCCGUCCGUCACCAUGGACGACAUCCUGAAGAACAUCUACAGCUCCACUGCCACCACACACGACGUGGACGACAACGAUCAUCAUCAGCAACAUCAGCAUCACGCCGAGGCGAGGUCCGUCGACGACGUCUGGAAGGAUAUCGUCGCCGGAGGAGUGGGAGUGGGAAUGGGAGAGGAGGAGGAGGGAGCGGCCGAGGGAGACGGCGGGGAUCAGGUGCGGGCAGGAGAAGGAGGCGGUGGUGCUGGGAUGGAGGAGAUGACCUUGGAGGACUUUCUCACCAGGGCUCGGGCCGUGAGGGAAGAGGACGUUAACGUGACUGCCAGCGGAGUUCCGAUUGGGUACGGGCAGUUCCAGGUGCAGCCUCCUCCUCCUCCUCCCCCGCCUCCAGCUGCUCAGGGUCAGUUGGUGUACGCGAACGGGACGACGAGUGGAGGCGGAGGCGGAGGAGGGAGAGCUGGAAAGAGGAGAGUGGUGCAGGAGGCUCCGCUGGAUAAGGCGACGCAGCAGAAGCAGAGGAGGAUGAUCAAGAACAGAGAGUCCGCUGCCCGGUCCAGGGAACGGAAGCAGGCUUACACCGUAGAGCUCGAAUCUCUGGUAACGCAGCUGGAGGAGGAAAAUGCGCGGCUCCUCAGACAACAGGCCGAGCAGAAGAAGGAGAGGUUUAAGCGGCUCAUGGAGAACCUCAUUCCGAUCGUAGAGAAGCGGAGACCACCACGUGUUCUUCGCAGAGUACAUUCGAUGAACUGGUAGAUGCGGUACCACCCAUGUUGUCUGCAGUUAUACAUACAAGAAAUUUGGUAUAUAAAUACGUAAAAGAGAAAAACGGUCUAAGGGUUGAUAAGCUGUUGGUUAAAUCUUUUGGUAGUCGAAGCGGAUUUUGUAAAGAGAAGCAGUUACAGCUGAAGCUUUGAAUUAAUUUCGAUACAAGUAAUGGUGGAUGCUCUCAAUCGACGGCUUGUGGGAGAUCCCUUACAAACAUCUGCCAGGUCCAUUGUAAUUAUCAUUUGUAGAAAUAACCUUCUCAUUUACAGCAACAUCGGUUGCCCUUCAUCCCGAUUGAAGGGCAAACCGAUGGAGCUAGACGAUGGACUAAUUCAUACUAAUGUUACUUGUUUACUCGUGGGAGAUUUUCGAA
Messenger RNA from Pyrus x bretschneideri (Chinese white pear), 1258 nucleotides. RefSeq names its product bZIP transcription factor 12-like. The record is from RefSeq and is a predicted model, not a curated record. Bases 1 to 873 code for a protein of 290 amino acids. Gene Ontology annotation, molecular function: DNA-binding transcription factor activity. Gene Ontology annotation, cellular component: nucleus. Gene Ontology annotation, biological process: positive regulation of DNA-templated transcription. The transcript is spliced from 4 exons. NCBI's taxonomy places the organism in Eukaryota, Viridiplantae, Streptophyta, Magnoliopsida, Rosales, Rosaceae.